Messenger RNA from Silurus meridionalis, 2209 nucleotides. Its product is annotated as C-type lectin domain family 4 member M-like. Gene Ontology annotation, molecular function: signaling receptor activity. Lineage: Eukaryota; Metazoa; Chordata; Actinopteri; Siluriformes; Siluridae. The record is from RefSeq and is a predicted model, not a curated record.
UGUAUACUAAUUCCAAGCAAACUCAAAUUUCUUUUUCCCUAUUUUGUCAUUCAGUGAUUCUGGGAACCGGAUUAUACAGCGUAUUGACAUUUAGUUUGGGCUGCACCCAGGAAACAUUUGUUGUUCACACAUGAUAGUGACACAGGAAAUAGGCUUACAGUAUAACAGAAAUGCAAACACACAAGUAAGCAGUGCUCCUUUGACAGUCACUCUGGGUCUAGUUUUCGACAAUUUAAUGCAAAAGAGCCUGUCCACUGAAAGGUCAGCAUUAUUUAAAAGAGAAAAAUGGAGAUGAUAGAGGACAUUUAUGCAAAUGUAGAAAUUACUGCAGACAACAGAGCUGAUUCCAAUGACAGUGAGAAAUCAUAUGAAGAUAUUUAUGCGAAUGAGGACAAUAUGGAGAUCCAGAGGACAAGAAACUUUAAACAAACCGAAAGCUCAGGACUCAACACAGCAGGGGGCAGAUUCUACAGAGUGACUGCAGUGUGUGUGUUUACGCUUUGUGCUCUCCUGCUAACUGGCGUUACAGUGCUGUGGAUCAAAUUCAGCAACAUCUCUGUAGAAAAAGACCAGUUGAAGACCAGUAACAACAACCUGAUUUUAGACAGAGACCAGUUACAGACCAGUUACAACAACCUGACUUUAGACAGAGACCAGUUACAGAUCAGAUACAACAGCCUGUCUGCUGAGAAAAAUCAGUUACAGACCAAAUACAACAGCCUGACUGGAGAGAGAGAUCAGUUACAGACCAGAUACAACAGCCUGACUGCAGAGAAAAAUCAGUUACAGACCAGAUACAACAGCCUGACUGCAGAGAAAAAUCAGUUACAGACCAGAUACAACAGCCUGACUGCAGAGAAAAAUCAGUUACAGACCAGAUACAACAGCCUGACUGCAGAGAAAAAUCAGUUACAGACCAAAUACAACAGCCUGACUGGAGAGAGAGAUCAGUUACAGACCAGAUACAACAGCCUGACUGCAGAGAAAAAUCAGUUACAGACCAGAUACAACAGCCUGACUGCAGAGAAAAAUCAGUUACAGACCAGAUACAACAGCCUGACUGCAGAAAAUCAGUUACAGACCAGAUACAACAGCCUGUCUGCUGAGAAAAAUCAGUUACAGACCAGAUACAACAGCCUGACUGCAGAGAAAAAUCAGUUACAGACCAGAUACAACAGCCUGACUGCUGAGAAAAAUCAGUUACAGACCAGAUACAACAGCCUGACUGCAGAGAAAAAUCAGUUACAGACCAGAUACAACAGCCUGUCUGCUGAGAAAAAUCAGUUACAGACCAGAUACAACAGCCUGACUGCAGAGAAAAAUCAGUUACAGACCAGAUACAACAGCCUGACUGCAGAGAAAAAUCAGUUACAGACCAGAUACAACAGCCUGACUGCAGAGAAAAAUCAGUUACAGACCAGAUACAACAGCCUGACUAGAGAGAGAGAUCAGUUACAGACCAGAUACAACAGCCUGACUGCAGAGAAAAAUCAGUUACAGACCAAAUACAACAGCCUGACUGCAGAGAGAGACAAGUGUCAGUAUAGUAGCAUGCAGGCUAAGGAGCUUGUUAAAGAAGGAUGGAGAGUCUUUGGCACAGGUGUUUACCACAUCUCUACUGAAAAGAAGAGCUGGGCUGAGAGCAGACAGUACUGCAGAGAGAAAGGAGCAGACCUGGUGACUAUUAAAAGCGAGGAGGAACAGGAGUUUAUUAUUCAACAAAUGGGCAUUGAUUAUCAGGCGUGGAUUGGUCUCAGUGACAUAGAGACAGAGGGAAAGUGGAAAUGGGUGGAUGGGACAGAGCUGACCAGUGGCACAGGGUUCUGGUAUAAUGGGGAACCAAAUGAUGCAGGAAAUAAUGAGGACUGUGCGGAGAUGUGGAAGUUUUCAGAUAAGAUGGCCUGGAAUGACAGACCGUGUUCUGUGCAAUCAAAGUGGAUCUGUGAGAAAAAUUUAUUAUAAAAAUGGUAAUUUUAGGACAGACACAAAAUAAAUUAUUAUUAUUACAUGCCUUCCAACCUAUGAAAUGUAUGUAAUAAUUAGUAAGAGCUAUUUAUCUUGUAACACUUUCACUAACCUGCUCACAACCCCACAUGCUACUUCACCCAUUUCACUUACAUACAGUACUUUUUCAUAUUUUGAAGAUAUGACUAGUUCACUGAUUUAACUGCACUAAUAUAUAUAUAUAUAUAUAUAUAUAUAUAUAUAU